Messenger RNA from Aureobasidium uvarum, 1533 nucleotides. The record is from the annotation of a GenBank genome assembly. Lineage: Eukaryota; Fungi; Ascomycota; Dothideomycetes; Dothideales; Saccotheciaceae.
AUGAAUCACAAAAACUCUUCCAUCGACAAUGUCGACAAGGAGAAGGACCGGAUCAACGACAUGAAUGCUUCAGAUACCAGCAUAUCUGUCGAGAAAGAGUCGUCACCAGCGGCUGUUGUGAAUACUGAACAACCAACCACCGACGUCAUCCCUGCGACUGAACCACCCCCAGCACCAAAUGGUGGCUAUGGUUGGGUUUGUGUCGCUUGUGUAGCUAUCAUCAAUGCUCAUACAUGGGGACUGAACUCCUCUUACGGUGUGUUUCUCGCAUACUAUCUGGCCAACGACGUCUUCCCUGGAGCCACUUAUCUGGAAUUCGCCUUCGUUGGAUCAUUGUCAAUUGCGUGUGCAUUGCUCGUCUCACCAGUGGCUACAAUCUUUACUCGCAAGUUCGGGACCAAGACAACGCUGUUUACCGGGGUAGCAUUCGAGACUGCAAGUUUGAUCGGGGCAAGUUUUGCGAGUCAGAUAUGGCAACUGUUCCUUAGUCAAGGUGUCUGCUUCGGCUUUGGCAUGGGAUUCUUGUUUGUUGGAUCCGUGGGUAUUGUGCCUCAGUGGUUCACCACGAAAAGAAGUUUGGCGAAUGGUAUUGCUACUGCCGGGUCUGGUUUGGGAGGUUUGGUCUACUCGUUGGCGACUGGUGCAAUGAUUCCCAGUAUUGGAUUGCCAUGGGCCUUCCGGGUACUGGGAAUCAUUGCAUGUGUGGUCAAUGGUUUCGGUUGGUUCAGUAUGCUGGCAUAUGUGGUCUUGCUCUUCAGUUUAGCCAAUUUCGCCCGCAGCGUCGGUCUCACAGCAACUCAAGCCUCUACCGUCUCGGCUAUCUUCAAUCUCGGUCAGGCUAUUGGUCGUCCACCUAUAGGAUAUUUUAGUGACAACAUUGGUCGCAUCAACAUGGCUACUCUCAUGACUUUCAUCUCUGGCCUCUUUGCCCUCGUCAUCUGGACAAAUGCAAAAAGUUUUGGCGUUCUCAUCUUCUACGCUAUCUUUGGUGGCUCGGUCGCAGGAACAUUCUGGACGACCAUUGCCCCCGUCACUGCCGAGGUCGUCGGUCUGCGCAACGUCCCCGCUGCGUUGAACAUCUGCUGGCUGGUUCUCGUCAUUCCUUGCACAUUUUCAGAGCCCAUUGGUCUGGAGAUUGUAUCGUUCGAUGGUGGGUAUUUGGGAGCACAGCUCUUCACUGGAUUCAUGUACGUUGGCGCAGCUGUGUGUGCUCUGUUCCUGAGAAGCUGGAAGAUUGCCGAAGUGGACGAGAUCGAGAGUCUACAGGAUGUUGGAGAUGUAAAUGCUGUGGCUAUCGAGACGAAAGUGGCCGAGAGUUGCCAGCCAUACUCAAAAACCUCUACGCUACAAUGCGCAUUCGCCGCACGCAUCUUGAACUACGAUGAUAAGCUCGAAAACAGGUCCUUCAGGACCGCUGACAGCAGCUACAUUACGAUCUUCGGUUCCACACAAGACCAAGUAUCCGCUUGCGAAUCCGCUCCAAACAUUGUGACCAUUCCGUCAGAUACACGCUACAACAAAGUAGAAAAGUAA